Molecule: messenger RNA, 993 nt
Organism: Xenia sp. Carnegie-2017
Lineage: Eukaryota; Metazoa; Cnidaria; Anthozoa; Malacalcyonacea; Xeniidae
Product: myb-like protein X
Exons: 5
Coding region: 1-993 (330 amino acids)
Source: RefSeq, a predicted model, not a curated record
AUGACAAGAUAUAACGCAACACGAAAAAAGAAAGAAAGAAAACGGAAAAAAGAAAAAAUUUCCCCAUCAUCAGACGCGAAAAUAAAGAAAAAGAAACUUAAGAAACGGAAGAAUGAAGUUAGCGAUGUACAACAAUUUAAAAUUGAUAAGGGGACUACAGUGGAUAACACGGGUGGUAGUAUAAGCACAUCGCAAUCUAAUAGCGAAAGUAAUCAUAGCAUUGCCGUGGAUAACGAGGGUAACGGUAGAAAAUCAUUGGAUGACAUGGGAUUCAGUGAAAAUUCUCUGUACAGCAACGAUAGUGAGGACGGAGUAAUCACAAAUGAUGUGGGGACUAAUGUGGUCAUCCAGGAUAGGGAAGAUUGUGUCGUGAUGAAAAAGGAUAGGGAAGAUUGUGUCGUGAUGAAAAAGGAUAGGGAAGAUUGUAUUGAGAUGAUGAAGGAGAAAAGUGAAAAAAAGAAAGUGAAACGAAAAAGAUUUCUGGAAUCAAGUGACGAAGACAAUGAAGAAAGACCAAGUAACAAAGGAAAAGAAUCGUCCAUCACUGAAACACAAGAUGAACAACAACAUUCUCCGAGUAACAAAUGCCAUCAAAAUGAAAAGAAAAAUAUCGACAAAACUAAAGUCAUAAAAGGCACUGAGAAACCAAAGAAGAAAAAAGAUGAAAGUGGAAAGAAAGAGAGGAAUGGCGAUAAACGAAAAAAAGAGAAUGCAACAAAGCUAAAGAAGGCAGUUGAGGAAGAGAAGCCGAAAAAGAGAGAAAAGACUAAGGAGGGAAUGAAAAGCAUUACACGAAAGGCAAAGAAGACAAAAUUCAUUCGCCCUAUGAAGUCUAAAAAAGAUUUAAAUGAACAGACUGUCAGUAAAAACAAGAAAUUGGCGUCAGAGUUUGAUGUAAAUGAAGAAAUCAAUUACAAUGAAGAAUUUGAAGAUCAUAAUUUGGAUGAAAUGAAAUCAUCAAGGAAAGAUAUUAACACACGUGAAAAAUACUGA